This is a messenger RNA of Sparassis crispa, 396 nucleotides long. RefSeq lists its product as hypothetical. Bases 1 to 396 code for a protein of 131 amino acids. The transcript has a single exon. The record is from RefSeq and is a predicted model, not a curated record. Gene Ontology annotation, molecular function: nucleic acid binding; RNA-DNA hybrid ribonuclease activity. Gene Ontology annotation, biological process: DNA replication, removal of RNA primer. NCBI's taxonomy places the organism in Eukaryota, Fungi, Basidiomycota, Agaricomycetes, Polyporales, Sparassidaceae.
AUGACAGACCAACAAAUACUCUUCAACCCGUCAAUCACUACCACCGGCCACUUAAAAGAAGGCUUCCGCAUAUUCUCUAACCACCUAUCAUCCUCCUUAACCGUCUCUCACCGCUCUGGUAGACCCGUUCUGGAAGAGAGCACAACAGUGUACACCGACAGCUCGUGCAUCAACAACAGAGACCAAAACACGCAAGCAGGUGCCGGUAUCUGGUUCACACACAAUGAUCCCCGUAACACAAGCCUGCGCCUCCCCUCACCCCACAACACCAACCAGGCCGGUGAGGUGGCUGCCAUCCUCCAGGCAUCACAAAUUGUCCCCCCUUUCACUCCCCUCCAUAUCCUCAGCAACUCGAAGUACACAAUCAAUGGCCUCACCAUUCACCUUCCCCACUAG